GGCGCCCUCCCUCCCGCCGGCAGCAUGAGCCCGUCCUUCCUCUUCCUCCUCCUCCUCCUCCUCGCCUUGCCCGCCCGCGGCCGGCGAGAGCAGGUGCCCGGCGGGGCGCAGCCGGGGCCGGCGGGCCGCAACGCCCCCGCGCCUUCCUCUUCCUCCUCUUCCUUGUCCUCCUCCUCCUCCUCCUCCUCCUCCUCCUCGGCGGCGGGGCCGAGCCGCUUCCCGCGGAGCCGCCCCGGGCGGCGGCGGGGCCGGCUGUACUGCCGGGUGGGCAUCGGCUUCCACCUCCAGCUGCACCCCGACGGCCGGGUGGACGGCGCCCACGAUGCAAGCCCGCUCAGUAUUUUGGAAAUAUUUGCUGUGUCUCAGGGGAUUGUAGGAAUACGAGGAGUUUUCAGCAACAAAUUUUUAGCGAUGUCAAAAAAAGGAAAACUCCAUGCAAGUGCCCGGUUCACGGCAGACUGCCAGUUUCGGGAGCGCUUCCAGGAGAACAGCUACAACACCUACGCCUCGGCCGUCCACCGCAGCCCGCGCUCGGGCCGACAGUGGUACGUGGCGCUCAACAAGAGGGGCAAAGCCAAGCGGGGCUGCAGCCCCCGCGCCCGGCCCCAGCAUGUCUCCACUCACUUCCUCCCCCGUUUUUGGCAGCCCCAGCCUCCCGAGCUCGCCUUCACCGUCACCCUGCCCGAAAAGAAGGCCCCGCCGCCACCGAAACCGAAGGUCGCCCCAUCCCUGCCUCGGAAAAACCCCGGCCCCGUCAAGUACCGGCUGAAGUUUCGCUUUGGGUAGUGUGCCAUGGCAGGGAUGCCGGCGCAGGAGAGACCGGGCGCCUGGGCAGCGUUUGGGGGUGAUGCUGUGGGAGACCUGAGCUCCCCCCCUCCAGGUGGAUGUGGGGAAGCUCUGGGGUAGCCGGGUUGGGCUCGGGGUCUUUUCUUCACCCCACCAGCCGGACAGCAUCCUCAGAGGUGUGCUCUGGGACAACGUAACUUGGGUUUUCCAAAGAGUAUUCCUGUGGUGAACAGAAAACACUUGAUGGACCUCGGGUUAAUUUUCUGUUGUUGAACGAAGCAGAAAGUACCUCUACGGUGAACAUAUUUUCUUACCUUAUUUUCACUAGUGACUCUUUUGACAAUCAUUUUCAUAUAAGAGAUAUGUUCAGAGCCAACCGAUUAAGUGGAUUUCUUCCUUCCUUUUUUUUUUUUUUUUUUUUUUUUUUGCAUUUCCUUUUUGCUGCACUUUUUUCCUCUGACCAUACCUCAAACACUGUAUACCCAGGCCUCCCCUUUCCCCUUCUCUUACAAACCAGCUCUUCCCUUCCACAACAGAACAACAAGACAAAGCCCAACCAAUUCAUUCACCUUAUCUGUGGUGCAAGGGGGUCUUAAAACUCUUUGUUGGCAAUAAUAGAUGAAAAUAUUUUUGCUGAAGGGUUGCAGGCUUGGGGAGGGCAGCGGUUUGCAGCCCUGCUCCUGGUGGUCUCUCCUGUUCUUCAGUGGACAGCUGGAGGAGCAAGUCUCCUCCUGUCCAUCAAAGUAUGGUUUCGAUGUCUGUGUUUAAAAUACCUCUGCCCCGGUCCCCAUGGCAUUCCUGCUCACAGGGGGAGGGGGCUGCGCUGAGACCCCUCCCUAGGGGGGCAUGGCCGAGGGGAGCCCGGCUGUGCCCCUGCUCCCAGGGGAUGGGGAUGCCUUUGGCCCCCGGGUGCUCACUGGUUUCUUCCAACCGUUUGCGCUGCUGAUUUAUUUUAUCAUGCACAAUAUACUUACAGAGAGGGGGGGAAGGGUUUUGUUUUACAGCAAGCGUGGCGAUGUGGCAAUAAAUGCUGUUAUAGCUACUUGUACCUUUGGAAGUGUUUUUUCCCACCCAGGCUGCCCUAUGGGCCCCAGCUGUCAAACUGUUUCCCCAUUGUGGUGUUAUCUGUGGAGUAGUUGUGUGUAUGGAGUUUUUAAUCCGCAUUUAGCUGUGUUGUGUACGUACAGAAAAUGGUAGCAUUGAACCUCACCGGUCAAGCCUUAAUACGAGCCCAGGUGGGCUCGCGUUAGCAAAACCCCUCCGGACCUGAGCCCUGCUAGUGUCGAGUAGCAAUAACUGGGGCAGGCGGCACUGCUGAGCCUUUUCUCCAAAUCUGGUUCAAAAAUGGCUAUUUCCAUUGAAAUUGUGGUUCGUUGCCCAUCAUCCUUCUGGGCAGCCCCCGACUGGCCGCAUCCUCUCCACACAGCAGGAAAUGCUUUUGCACAAGGGCGCGUGUUCCACA
This is a messenger RNA of Tyto alba (common barn owl), 2248 nucleotides long. It is a transcript of the gene FGF5, whose product is annotated as fibroblast growth factor 5. Gene Ontology annotation, biological process: positive regulation of gene expression; positive regulation of protein phosphorylation; fibroblast growth factor receptor signaling pathway. Bases 25 to 786 code for a protein of 253 amino acids. Gene Ontology annotation, molecular function: growth factor activity; fibroblast growth factor receptor binding. NCBI's taxonomy places the organism in Eukaryota, Metazoa, Chordata, Aves, Strigiformes, Tytonidae. Gene Ontology annotation, cellular component: cytoplasm. The record is from RefSeq and is a predicted model, not a curated record. The transcript is spliced from 3 exons.